Molecule: messenger RNA, 354 nt
Organism: Dichomitus squalens LYAD-421 SS1
Lineage: Eukaryota; Fungi; Basidiomycota; Agaricomycetes; Polyporales; Polyporaceae
Exons: 4
Coding region: 1-354 (117 amino acids)
Source: RefSeq, a predicted model, not a curated record
AUGUAUUUCCUCAUCCUCGCUGUGCUCAAUUCCCAACAUCUCGCUUUCACAUUGCUUUCGAUUGAUGUAGAUGCAUUUACGUCUAUAAGCGUAGUGACAGUCUUCACUUUCCCGCUAUCCGCCAUACUCGUGUCACGUUUCCUCCUCCGCCUGCAGUCAGCAAGCCUCCGGGCCGUUGGCUCCAUACCGUCCUCACAGAUUUCGUCGCUGCACCUCGACCACUCCCUGAUAGUCGAACGGGUCGUUGGAUCACUCGGAGCAUCGAUUGUCGCCGAAGAUUACCUGACAGAAGAUCACAAUGAUGGUGACAUUGGGGAGAGAGCUGACGAUCCGACUCAGACGUCGAGGGAGUAG